AUGAAACGACUCAAAAGAUGGGAUUUAGAUGCAGCUGCUGCUCGUGUACGUCAAAUACCACAACCUUAUCAGGCUACACUAAAAGGUCCAGCAAGUGUUAGAAAAAUAUUCCGUAAACAAGAAGAUGCUAUUAACUUUGCCAAACAGUUUGGUCAGGAAAUGAUGGUCUUCAGUUAUGAAAGCUUAUCCCUUGGGAAUGAAGGUCAACGUUCAUUUUUAGCAUGUGGAAUCCAGUCGUUCUUUUACACGUACAAGCAAACGGCGCCUUCUUCUCGUUGUCAUUAUGAAGUAAUUAUGGUAGACAGACCAGCUAAAUUAUAUUUGGAUAUAGAAUUUUGUAGGUUAUCUAAUCAAAAUAAAGAUGGAGAAGUAGCUGUUAAUACAUUUCUAAUGGCUUUGUGUGCUUGUAUUCGAUUCUUCUAUGAUGUAAUUAUUGAACCCAGUGAAAUAUUUAUAUUGGAUGCAAGCACUUCCAAGAAAUUUAGUCAACAUGUCAUAAUCAACAGUAAAAAUCUUGUAUUUCGAAGCAAUUUAGAACAAGGUCAGCUGAUUCGUAUACUUUGUACAAAUUAA
Messenger RNA from Schistosoma intercalatum, 573 nucleotides. NCBI's taxonomy places the organism in Eukaryota, Metazoa, Platyhelminthes, Trematoda, Strigeidida, Schistosomatidae. The record is from the annotation of a GenBank genome assembly.